AUGAAAAGACUAUCGAUAGCGCCAUCUGCCUCGAGAAGGAAGUCCGGCAUUUCCCUUGAGGACCAGAAAGCCAGACAGGAACUAGAACAGCUAGAUCAGGACACCACCUUGGUGCUCCAGGGGAUCGAUAAAAGCCUUUCGAGAGCCAAUGCCAUUAUCAACGGUAAACUAAAGUCGGUGCUACAGGAGUACAUAGUGCAAAGCUCGAGGAUCAACCAGCACUGCGGGUUUUGGAAGAAAUUCUUUGAGCUGUCCGCCAACGUGGUUCUUGACAGCUACGAAGCGCCAAUUGCCGAGGUCAACGACGCGAAUUUGCUCCAUGAUGUGGAUGGAGUAGAAGACGUAGGAGGAGAAGAAGGAGAAGAAGAGGAAGAAUAUGAAGAAGAAGAGCGACAGGGAGGUUCGCUAAAACCUUUUUCAGGAUCCAAUGUCAAGAAUCCACAUGUUCGGGCCAUCAUCGAAGAAGGAAGUCCCACAUGGUCCACCGAGCAAACCAAUCUAUCAAAGGCAACCUCGUCUACUCCUCAGAGAUCCGGCCGCUCUGGUGGCCAGCAGCGAACGAGGUUUGCUCUUGGAAAUGACAUCAUCAAGGGGACGAAAUUGAUGGAGACGGUCAAUCUCCAGCACCCGUCAUCGAAUGUUGGGCCCAGGCAGUCGCCGCCAGAGAGAGGUUCCCCCAUACGAAUCCAGACCAUCAGACGGUCUCUCGAUGCGUACCAGCGGGUAUCGAUCUCGCCUCGGAAGUAUAGAACCCCGAUUUCAAGUAGAUCAGAGGCUAUGCAGAGCAUGUUGAACUCGUCUCCAACGUUCCCUGAACCACCGGUGUUGAAAUCCGAUAUACCAAGUGAAGCGUCGCGACUACCAAACACAACGUCUCCUCACCGCAGUAGCGAUGUCGAGCCGCACUUGCGAAGAUUUCCAAAUACCCCCAAAUAUGCUGGCAUAGGAAGCGGGUCGUCGCAUGGAACCCCUUUGGUGCGUGCGCUUGUGCGCGAUGAAGGAGAUAGUGGGUUGCAGCCGCCGCAGUUGGAAACGAGCAGCCAAAUAAGCACCCACGCAGCAGCAUUGAUCGAUAGCGAGUCGAGUUCGGAGCAGUUGCCGGUUUUCAACACCAUCGAGUUGACUAGCAGUGGCAGGCGGCAGGCGCAGGUGGAAAAAGAACCCCUUAGCAAGAGACGACGCGUUGAUGAUGCUGAUGGUGAAGAAGAAAAGGGAAAAGCAAAAAAAGAUGAGGAACAUGAAAUAGAUAAAGGAGAUCUAGUAGAUGAAGACGAAGAGGGCAAUGUAUUUUAUGAAAAAAAGGAUCGCAUGCUGCCGGAAGGUAAUGAGAAUCCCGAGGGCGAGGAUGCCAGCCAUUCAAAGUCGAUCUCGCAGAUAUACGCCGAGGAGAUAUCAAAGUUCAGACAUCAAGAAUACGCGGGCGGAGAAGUAGAAGAGACUGAAGCAGUGGAGGAGAUAACGGUAGGCGCGAAUCAAGAUGGCAAUGAUAUCACAGAGGGCUCCACUGCUGAUUUGGGACCACUCAAGGAGAGAUGGAAGUACUUCUCUGCUCUCUAG
Messenger RNA from Lodderomyces beijingensis, 1557 nucleotides. NCBI's taxonomy places the organism in Eukaryota, Fungi, Ascomycota, Pichiomycetes, Serinales, Debaryomycetaceae. The record is from the annotation of a GenBank genome assembly.